Messenger RNA from Arachis stenosperma, 1063 nucleotides. RefSeq names its product leucine-rich repeat extensin-like protein 5. The transcript has a single exon. Bases 206 to 676 code for a protein of 156 amino acids. The record is from RefSeq and is a predicted model, not a curated record. NCBI's taxonomy places the organism in Eukaryota, Viridiplantae, Streptophyta, Magnoliopsida, Fabales, Fabaceae.
CCUGCUCAUAAUUUCAUCAUUAUUAUUAAGAUGUGACAAAAACACACGUAGCUUUCUAAUAAGAGACACCACCACACCCCCCAUAUACAUCACUCACACAACCACCACCACCACCUUACCCUUUCAUCUCCAUUUAUCACCCCUUUCUAAAAUUUUAGUAAUUCCUCUCUUUUUCUUUUUCUUUCUCUUUUUCUUCAAUCCAAACAUGUCCUCCACCAUUCUCUUCUUUCUCCCAAUAACCAUAACACUCCUCAUCAGUUUUCCGACCACCACAAGAACCGACGAUCCUUGUCCCUAUCCAUGUUACCCUCCACCCACCGCUCCUGGUGGCGGCACCGGCACUACUACUCCUACAACCCCUACAGUACCGCCGGCACCACCGCAAUCCGGUACCGGUUACGGAUAUCCACCACCUUCUGGCGGGAAUAAUAACAAUAAUUACCCUUAUAACCCUACACCACCUUAUGGUGGCGGAGAUGGCGGCGACAGCAGCGGCGGUUAUGGUGGCGCUACUCCACCACCACCGGACCCUAUUCUACCUUACUUUCCAUUCUACUAUAGAAAGCCACCUCACAAGCCAGAAGACUCUUCUUCUUCUUCAUUGGCUACUACGCAAAAAUGGACAGUGAUGAUCAUUGUUGCAAUUUCUUCUACUAGUUUUUUUUAUUUGCUAUAAUACUUUUAUUAUUAUUAUUAUUAUUAUUAUUAUUAUUAUUAUUAUGUAAUCAUAAGACUUUUAUAUUACUACUUCAGAUGAGAAUUUUUAUAUAUAUUAGUGGUUGUUCAAAUUUCUAAUAGUGUAUAAUUGAUGAUUAUCAUUACUGGAGAUUUUGUUGUAUAUGAUGAGGAGGAGAAUCUUCUGUUGUGUCAGUGAUUUUUGUUGUUAUUAUUCAGGGGAAGGACAAAAGCAGAGGAAAAUUAAAGAAGAAAACAGAGAAAUUGAGCAUCAGAAUUUUCAGAAUAUUUUAACAUGUAUAGCUUGUGAGCAUAACAAUUAAGAGGAAAAAGGACACCACAAAUUUGUUUGGAUUAUUGUAAAUUAAAGCUAAUAUAUAAAUUAAGU